UGCAAUUGGUCUGCGGUAACACGCCGGAUCCCAUAGCAAUCUUUCGUUCCCAUGGCACUCUUGCCUCUACCAGCGUAUGCCUUCCUAGAUGAUUUCGACGACAGAGACAGGAACAUCGUGCGCACUACGGUACCCGUCCGUCCGUCUCUCGUCUAGGCCAUGUCACACAUGCGACAUGCGGCUGUCAUCGCCGGUGUGGUCGCAGCUUUGCUAGCUCGUGGAGGUCUCUGCCAGACGUCGUCUGUGUCCACCGCGAUUGCUGGCUACGGUCCGUCUGCGUACACCGUCCCUGGGCCAUUCCCGACGUCUCUCUAUCAGUCGUACUACAAUGACCCUACGGCAACAUCUGCUGAGCCUCAGCCUGUAAUCUCUGAUCCCGUAACUUCUGAGAUAUACCCGUACUGGCUGACGGAUCCGGAGAGCAUACCUCAGAACGAUACCUCCGAACCGCAACCACUCCCACCCAUCGCUUCGCCGACCCAGCUACUCGAUCUCGCUUGGAGCCAGAUUCUCACCAUCACGACCAACCCAGCGUUUGGAAACGACAGUUGCGCCCGGUGCCAGGCUGCGCUCCAAGUGGGCCAGUUCCUCGCGCUCACGGCCCCAGAGCAGGUUUCCGUACUUGCCGUGCAGCUGUGCGAGUACUUUGGGUAUUCGACCGACGCGGGGUGCGAGGCGGAGUUUGGGAUGAGUGGCGUUGGGCCGACGAUCGCGCAGGUUGCGGCAUAUGCUGAUAUGGCGGGAUAUGAUGGACAACUUAUAUGCGCGAACUUCGCCAGCUUGUGCUCUAUCCCGUCUACAAGCGCGCUCAACCUCACUGGCUGGUUUGCAAAGCCGAAGCCUAGUCCUCUUCCGCCUCCCAGACAAGCUACGGGGGAACGUCUGAAGGUCCUGCACCUCUCUGACCUCCACAUUGAUCCCCGAUACCUCAUCGGUUCAGAGGCCAACUGCAGCCAGGGUCUCUGCUGCAGAGCUGGAGCCUACAAUGAAGACAGUGUGAACCAGACGCUAGCACCCGCACCGCGAUAUGGGUCAUUUGUUUGCGACGCGCCCUACACUCUAAUCGUCGCCGCUCUGCAGGCAAUCCCCAUCCUCACUGCGACAGAGCAGGACGGGUUCAACUUCACGCUGUACACAGGCGAUUUGGUCUCGCAUGAUCCCAUGAACGAGCUGUCCAGACAGUACACUGUGUAUACAGAGACCGUCUUAUACGACCUGAUCAAAAGGCUGAUCAAUACGGGCCCUGUGUAUGCGGUGCUGGGCAACCAUGACACCUAUCAGACAGCGCAGAAUUCACCUUACGAUUUUGUCCCUGAGCUAGCGGGACAGUUUGACUGGGAUUAUGAUCACCUUGCCGACCUGUGGGAAUUGGAGGGAUGGAUCUCCGCGGAGACUGCACAACAGGCGCGGACUAACUAUGCUGCGUACUCGGUCCAGCGAGGAGAUGGCCUGAGGAUUAUCACGCUGAACACGGAUUUCUGUACCCAAAACGUAUAUAAUUACGUCAACUCAUCGUUCUCCGACAACUCGGGCAUGAUACGCUUCCUGACGGAUGAGCUGCAGGAUGCUGAGGAUGCUGGCGAGCGAGCUUGGAUCAUGGGCCAUAUCCCAAGCGGAUGGGAUGCGUCUGAUCCGUUGCAGAACCCGACGAAUCUAUGUGAUGUCGACCGGUACUCACCACAUGUCAUUGCCGGGAUCUUCUUCGGUCAUACGCACGAGGACAUGCUAAAUAUCUUCUACACAAAUGACGCCACGAACAUGAGCGUGGAGACCGCCCAGACGGUCGCCUGGAUCGGGCCUUCCGUGACUCCUAUAACUAACUACAAUUCAGGAUUCCGUGUCUACGAGGUUGACUCUGGGGUACGAACUCUCUAUCGUCUGUGCUGCAGUGUUGACCGCUUUGGCAUAUUGCAGACAUUCGAAGUCCUGGACUCUUACACCUGGUAUUCCGAUGUGAAUGCAUAUCCGGAGCUAGAUGCGCAGACAGCAUUUGGGCCAACGUUCCAGUUUGAGUAUAGCGCACGCGAGACAUACGGCGCCAAUAUCACAGGGUGGGGACCCAACGACCCCUUGAACGCCACCUGGUGGCAGUUAGUGACGGAAGCCAUGGAAAUUGAUUCGUCCCUUGUCGAGACGUUCAAUACCUAUCAGACAAAGAGUUCCGCGCGGGGCACUGCUUGCACCGGUAGCUGCAUUCCUGAAAAGAUCUGCUCCAUCCGUAGUGGCAGUGCGAGUCUCUUCAUUCAAAAUUGCGCUAGCUUAUGAGCAAGAAUUACUUCCCACGUUCUUAUCGAUACCGAAUUUUUGGACAAUAUCUCUGAGACGUACACGCUUAGACACAUGC
This is a messenger RNA of Laetiporus sulphureus 93-53, 2344 nucleotides long. Its product is annotated as sphingomyelin phosphodiesterase. The record is from RefSeq and is a predicted model, not a curated record. The transcript is spliced from 20 exons. NCBI's taxonomy places the organism in Eukaryota, Fungi, Basidiomycota, Agaricomycetes, Polyporales, Laetiporaceae. Gene Ontology annotation, molecular function: hydrolase activity. The coding region runs from base 160 to 2265 and encodes 701 amino acids.